Messenger RNA from Fomitopsis serialis, 620 nucleotides. RefSeq lists its product as uncharacterized. Lineage: Eukaryota; Fungi; Basidiomycota; Agaricomycetes; Polyporales; Fomitopsidaceae. The transcript has 2 exons. The coding region runs from base 178 to 534 and encodes 118 amino acids. The record is from RefSeq and is a predicted model, not a curated record.
CCAGCCACGACGCCUCACGACGCCUGCCCAACCGCACCUCAAGAGACUUGUGGUCUAUCUCAGCAGAUCUACUGCGCGCUCGACCGCCUCUUCUCGAACCUGCGUGUCUCUGGGGCAUGCAACUUGGCCAGGCGAACUCGGGCUCGCGCGAUGCGCAUCUAACAUGACGAGCGUGGGAUGGAAGGGACAGCAAGACGAAGGACGAGGAGGGGCGGCAGAUUGAAUGACGAAUACGAGGAGAGGGAUGACCAUAGCAAGGGUGCGCACAACAGCUUUUCCCUAGUGCUGCCCGUGCGCCCGUGCGACCCGGCAUAUCGACGAACAGUCAAUUCAUCGCGCCUACUCGCCACCGGCCAGUGUGCCUGCUCGUCUGGUUAUCCGCAGCCUUUUGAUGGUCUGCUCACUCGUUCGCCGGCAUUUACCCACUCGCUCGCUCUGCCUAUCUACCUACUCGCCUGCCCCUUCCUCACUCAUAUGGAUGCCUUUUUGCCUGCCGCAUUGUUUGCCCUCCCGCCUGCCUCUUCGUUCGACUAGUACCCGGCACUUGUUGACCUCCUGAUCAUAGUUCUACUCUGUCUGCACAACCAUCUUACCCCCCGUCAGGUCCCCGCCACACUCCU